Molecule: messenger RNA, 1857 nt
Organism: Grammomys surdaster
Lineage: Eukaryota; Metazoa; Chordata; Mammalia; Rodentia; Muridae
Product: DBH-like monooxygenase protein 2
Exons: 13
Coding region: 1-1857 (618 amino acids)
Biological process (GO): octopamine biosynthetic process; dopamine catabolic process; norepinephrine biosynthetic process
Cellular component (GO): secretory granule membrane
Molecular function (GO): copper ion binding; dopamine beta-monooxygenase activity
Source: RefSeq, a predicted model, not a curated record
AUGGCCUGUGUUCUUUUCAGGCUUUUUUUACUUUUGGUCCUGAUAGCCUUUUCCCAAGGCAAGCGCUUGGGUCCUACAUCUCCCCUUCGUUAUUCCAGAUUCCUAGAUCCUUCCCAUGCUGUUUUCCUGCGCUGGGACUUUGAUUAUGAGGCUGAGAUAAUCACGUUUGAGCUCCAAGUCCAAACAACUGGCUGGGUUGGCCUGGGCAUCACAGAUCGGUACACCUUUGUGGGAAGUGAUCUGGUAGUUGGAGGAGUUCUACCCAAUGGCAAUGUCUACUUUUCGGAUCAGCACCUUCUGGAUGAGGACACUCUAGAACAAGAUGGAAGCCAGGAUGCUGAACUGCUAAAGCUCACAGAAGAUUCUGCCUCAACUAUCAUGCGCUUUUCCAGGCCCUUCAGAUCCUGUGAUCCACAUGAUCAUGACAUUACGAGUGAUACCAUGAGGGUCCUGGCUGCCUAUGGCCUGGAUGACAUACCCAAGAUGAGUCGGGAGCAUACUUUUGUCAAGUCCAUCUUCUUGCUUCAAAUGCUACAAUAUGAUGAUCAAGAUGCCCCUGAAGACACCAUCAUCUAUGACUUGAAGAUAAGUAAUUUCCUCAUUCCAGAGGAUGAUACCACAUAUGCCUGCACCUUUCUCCCACUUCCUAUUGUCAGCAAAAAGCAUCACAUCUUCAAGUUUGAACCUAUAUUGGUGGAACGAAAUGAGACGAUGGUGCAUCACAUUCUUGUGUAUGCAUGUGGCAAUUCUAGUGUGCUCCCCACAGGCAUCGGUGAAUGUUAUGGAUCAGACCCUUCCUUCUCCCUCUGCUCCCAUGUCGUCGCAGGCUGGGCUGUCGGGGGCCUUAGUUACCAGGUUCCAGAUGAUGUAGGCAUCUCUAUCGGAACCCCCUUUGACCCUCAAUGGAUCAGACUGGAAAUUCACUACAGCAAUUUUCAGAACCUUCCUGGUAUCCGUGAUACCUCAGGGAUGCGGCUGUACUACACCUCGCACCUUCGCAAAUAUGACAUGGGAGUUCUCCAGCUGGGAAUCUCAGUUUUUCCUAUUCACUUUAUACCCCCGGGUGCUGAGGCUUUCUUGUCCUAUGGGCUAUGUAAGACAGACAAGUUUGAAGAGAUGAAUGGGGCUCCAGUAGCUGACAUACAUGUUUCAGCCUGCCUGCUCCACACCCACUUAGCUGGGAGGUCACUGCAAGCUCUGCAAUACAGAAAUGGAACCCAGCUCCAAAUAGUAUGUAAAGAUUUCUCUUAUGAUUUCAAUCUACAAGAGUCUCGAGACUUACCUCAUCCUGUAGUGAUUAAGCCGGGGGAUGAGCUGCUAACAGAAUGUCAUUACCAGACACUGGAUCGUGACUUCAUGACUUUUGGUGGUGCCAGCACCAUUAAUGAGAUGUGCCUUGUCUUCUUCUUCUACUAUCCCAGAAUUAACAUCUCCAGUUGCAUGGGAUACCCUGAUAUCAUCUAUGUGACCAAUGAGCUGGGGGAAGAAGCAUCAGAAAAUCCCAUGGAGAACCUGAUGGUCCUGAAUAAUGUUGAGUGGACUCCAGAGAACAUUAAGAAAGCUGAGAAAGCCUGCAAGGAGUCCCAGCAGACAGUAUUGAUCAAGACCAUUGAUGAAGAAGUAGAAAAUACAACAGGUUGGAUUCCUGAUAUUAUACCAACUCCUCGAGGAUCAUGCUUAGAGUCUUCUGGAGGCAAAGUAGAACCUCAGGACAAGACCCCUGCAGGCUUCAGGGCUGUACCAAUGGCUCUCUCUGGCUCCCAUGCUGAUACUCUGAGGCACCUGCCCAUGGUUGCUGUCCUGUUCCUGCAGGGUAGCCUCUCAUGGCUCCUUGCAAUGCUCCAGACUGGAGUGUGA